CCCUCCCCCUCCCUUUCCCCCCCUUCCCUUCUCCCCCCAUGGACAUGCUGGAUCCCGGCCUGGACACAGCCACCGCCUCCGCUGCAUCCAGCCACGAGAAAGGUCAAGAAGGUGAAGAGGGAGUCGAGCUGCAGGAAGGAGACGGCACAAAUGCGGAUGAGCAGACUGCAGUGGCCAUCGCCAGCGUCCAGCAAGCAGCCUUCACAGACCAUAAUAUCCAGUACCAGUUCCGCACAGAGAACAAUGGAGGACAGGUAGCAGAACCCUCGUCAGGGAGCUUGGCUUUUAACUGCGUGGGUACGGCGGAAGGGGUGACAUAUAGAGUCGUUCAGGUGACGGACAGUCAGCUGGAUGGACAGACAGAUGCGACGGGGGCAGUCAGCGUGGUCUCGACAGCAGCUUUCACCAGUGGCCAGCAAGCUGUUGCUCAGGCUGUGAUCCAGAACCCCUUCAGCAAUGGCGGGAGCCCGGCCACGGACGCCGUCAGCGGCGAGGCCCGGUUUGCGUACUUCCCUGCCUCCACGGUGGGGGACGCCACAGCGGUGUCGGUGCAGACGACAGAUCAGUCGCUGACGCAGGCCGGAGGCCAAUUCUACGUGAUGAUGACCCCGCAGGACGUGCUGCAGACAGGGACGCAACGUACCAUCGCCCCCCGAACCCACCCCUAUUCCCCGAAAAUGGACGGGACGCGGACGCCGCGGGACGAGAGGAGACGAGCCCAGCACAACGAAGUUGAACGAAGGAGGCGGGACAAAAUCAACAACUGGAUUGUCCAGCUGUCGAAAAUCAUUCCAGACUGCAAUACAGACAACAGCAAGACGGGGGCGAGCAAAGGAGGCAUUCUGUCUAAAGCCUGUGACUACAUCCGUGAACUGCGCCAGACGAACCAGCACAUGCAAGAGACUUUCAAAGAAGCCGAGCGGCUGCAGAUGGACAACGACUUGUUACGGCAACAGAUCGAGGAGCUGAAGAACGAAAACGCCCUUCUCAGAGCACAGCUGCAGCAACACGGGAUUGAGAUUGUGGGAGAUGCCCCUGGGCAGUAGCCCCCUCCCCAGCUGCCCACUUUGCCACUGCCUCUUUACACAGGAUCUCAGCCUCCAGUUCUACUCAUCCUUUUGUACAGAGAACCCCCUCUGCUCUGAACGAACGUUGCCUCCCUUCCCGUCGCGUUGGGGGUAAACCGAGGGGAGCGGCAAAAAACCCGGGGAGUGGGGGUGGAAGAGCCUGAUCAAGGGGCUCAUCAGCCCAGCCACGGCAGCCUUCUCCCCCCAACCUCACUUCCUGUUGUCUUCCCCUCCUGACUUCCUUCCUCUCCUUAGGAUACGUUAAGAUUAAACAGACAAAAGAUGCAUUUUUUUAUAGUAGGUUUUUAACACAGGUUAGCCAGUUUCCACUUGCCUCCCCUUUUCCCCGCUGGAUCUGUGGGGUGGGGACAUUUCCCCCUCCUCUGAGAUGGGCUGUUUCAAAAGCUAUUGGAUUCUUUCUUCUCACCGUCUUGCCAGUUCAAAGCCUCUCCAAGGGCAAACCCACCGUGUUGAUUUGGCCAUGGGGGGAGAAAAGGAGUAGGGGUUUGGUUUUCUCAGGUUUGGCUGCUAGCCCAAGAGUGGGUGAGGUUGGACACCCCCCCCCCACGCGGUUUGGACACGAUCCACAGGUUAAGUAGACACCCCACCCCUGCCUUUGAGGCGCCCUGAAAUGAAAGCUCUUCAGGUGAAACUCAGUAGCAGGUUAGUUGGAAUUGGACUUACGAUCAGGCCAACGGGUUAUUUUAUGGAGGGAGCUUUGUGCCAUGAAUCAGGGGGAGGUUGCAGUUCGGUUUUGCCUCUCCGGCCAUGUCCACUAACUCUACCCCUCUGUUUUCCCACCACUCCAAACUUGUAAAAUAAUUAUGAUUAAGGCACAGCGGAGUUCAGUCCUAAAUCUUACUACUGUCUCCUUCCUUCCUUCCCUCCCUCCCUUUAUUUCCUUCCUUCCUUCUCUUUCUUUCCUUCCUUCCUUCUUUCUUUCUUGUAAGUAAUCUCUUAUUUUAUUAGUUCCCAAGCGCGUUUGUAUAGAGGUACGGUGUUUGUAUGAUAGCUGAAACCCAGGCCAUUAGAAAGAGGUUUUUUUUAGUGGUGGAUUGACUUGACAACAGGGUUGCUUUUGUGUGUGUUUUUUGAUAUUAUAUAAUUUUUUAAUUAAACUUCAGCAGUGUUUUAGAUUUCAGGUUAAGAAAAUAAUAAUAAUCAGGAGAUGGAUUUUUUUUUUUUAAGAAAAGAAGCAAUCUCCUAUAUUUUGGGUUUCCUACCCCGCCCCCUGCUUUCACACAGAAUUUUUUUUAAGAAAAGAAGAUAAAUGGUUCCUAAAAAUUAUAAAAUAUUAUUAUUGUAAUAGCAGGUUCCUUAGGUUUGAUUUUUUUUUGUUUUGUUUCAUUUUAUAUCUCUAUAUACCAGCCCUCCUGGAGAAAAAAAAUACAUAUAUCCAGGAUUGUAACUGGAUUUGUGGUAAUGUUUGUACCCAAAUAUCAGUCUUGCUCCAACCCUCUAUGAAUGUGAGGAGGAAGAGAUGAAGAGAGGUUAAAUCGAGGGGGUUGGGGGAAACAAAUGGUAUAUCAAAAAAGGAAAAAAAUGUUGGCUUGCAGAGUUUGAUCGUUGGAAAGUAGGAAGAAAUUCUGUUUAUAUAUAAAAGGAAAAAAGAAAAAACCUGCACAGAAAUAAUAUUGUAUCAAAUCA
Molecule: messenger RNA, 2714 nt
Organism: Podarcis muralis (Common wall lizard)
Lineage: Eukaryota; Metazoa; Chordata; Lepidosauria; Squamata; Lacertidae
Gene: USF2
Product: upstream transcription factor 2, c-fos interacting
Biological process (GO): regulation of transcription by RNA polymerase II
Molecular function (GO): RNA polymerase II cis-regulatory region sequence-specific DNA binding; DNA-binding transcription factor activity, RNA polymerase II-specific; protein dimerization activity
Source: RefSeq, a predicted model, not a curated record